Molecule: messenger RNA, 3873 nt
Organism: Plasmodium relictum
Lineage: Eukaryota; Apicomplexa; Aconoidasida; Haemosporida; Plasmodiidae
Product: elongation factor Tu, putative
Exons: 3
Coding region: 1-3873 (1290 amino acids)
Biological process (GO): cytosolic ribosome assembly
Cellular component (GO): cytosol; ribonucleoprotein complex
Molecular function (GO): GTPase activity; ribosome binding; GTP binding
Source: RefSeq, a predicted model, not a curated record
AUGGAUAUUAUAAAAAAUUUAAACGGAAAUGAGAGAAUUCGUAACAUUUGCAUUUUAGCUCAUGUAGAUCAUGGGAAAACUACUUUGGUUGAUAAUUUAAUUAGUUAUAAUAAAAUAAUUAGUGAUAAAAACAUAGGUAAGGUAAAGUAUUUAGAUAAUAGAGAAGAUGAACAAAAGCGGCAAAUCACUAUGAAAAGUUCGAGUAUUCUUUUAACAUAUAUAUACAAUGAAAAUUAUUUAAAUGAAAUGUUUAUUGAUAGAGACAAUAGUAAAAGUAAUUCUCAAAAUGAAGGUGGUGCAAAUAAUGAUGAUAAUAUAAAUAAGGAAAGUACGAACAAUAGUGAAAAUAAAUUAACAGAUGAAAAAAAAAAAAAUUAUAAUGAUGUUGAAAAAAAAAAAAGUGAUGAUAAAAUUAUGGGAAAAAAUAAGACUUAUUUAAUAAAUAUAAUUGAUACACCUGGUCAUGUAGAUUUUUCCUCUGAAGUAUCAACUUGCAUUAGAAUAUGUGAUGGAUCAUUAAUACUUAUUGAUUGUAUAGAGGGUAUAUGCAGUCAAACAAAAAUUGUUUUAAGACAGACUUGGAAAGAAAUGAUAAAAAGUAUUUUAGUUAUUAAUAAAAUUGAUAAAUUAAUAACAAAUAAGAAUAUGGAUAGUAUUAGUGCAUAUGAGCAUAUAAAUAAUAUAAUUGAACAAGUAAAUGCUUAUAUUUAUCAACUAUAUAUUGAAGAAAAUAUGAAUAAUGAUAGUAUAGAAACUUCUGAAUUAGAGAAACAUUCUUAUUCACCAACAAAAGGAAAUGUAUUACUAUGUAGUAGCAUACAUAGUUGGUGCGUUGAUAUGAACACUUUUUCUUUUUUAUUUUGUAAAAAAAUGAAUAUAAAUCUUAGUAAUGUUGAUAAAAUUAAGAAAUACAUGUGGAAUCAAUAUUAUUUUAAUAUGAAAGAAAAAAAAAUUUUAAAAAUUCCAAACGAUGCAUAUUCAUCCAAUAAUAACAUAAAAAAAAAAAAAAAAAAUUUGUUUUCCUUAGUUGUUCUUGAUUUCCUGUGGAAAAUUUAUGAUAUUACAAUUAUAAAUAGAGAUGAUGAGAAGAUAAAGAAUUUAUGUUUAGAAUUAAAUAUUUCUGAUUCCUUUAUGAAAAAGAAUAAACAAAAUAAUAUUGAAAACAAUACUUUUAUUUUAACACAAAUUAUGUCAAAAUUUUUAAAUUUUUCAAGGUCUAUUUUUAAUGCAUGUAUUGAAAUAUUUCCAUCACCAAAAAAAAUAGAUGAGAAUAGACUUUUUAAAAUUUUCCCUUCUUUAUAUAAUAAAGAAAUAUAUAGAAAUAUAAUUAACUGUUCUACCGAUGAUUUUACUGUUAUCUAUAUAUCUAAAUAUAUUUGCGCAAAUCUGCAAAAUAAUACUUUAGUUGGAUUCAAAGGAUUUUACGAUAAGAACACCUUUUUAGCUAUUUGUAGAAUUUAUUCAGGAAUUCUAUAUCAGGAUAUGAUUUUAUAUAUAUGCGGAAAAAGUAUUAAGACUGUAGUUAAAAAGAUAUAUAUAUGUAUGGGAGGAGAUCUUUUAUCAAUUAAUGAAGCAUAUGCAGGUAACAUUGUUGCUGUAUAUCUUUCUUUAAUAAAAGAAGAUUAUGAAAAUAAUAAAACAAAUCAAAUAAAUUUUUUAGAAAAAGAAAUUAUUGUAAGUAGUAAUGUAAGCAAAAACUCCAAAUGUUAUAAUGAUUCUAAUGAAAAAGAAAAAAGAGAAUAUUCUUAUGAAAAUACACAUAAUAAUUUUAAUAAACAAAUUCUGAAUGAAUCAGAAAAUAUUUUUAAAAGAAAUAAUCAAAUAAAAAGUACUGAUGAGCAUUUUGUUAACAACCUUGGAAAUGUUGAUGGGGAAGAUUUACAAUAUUUGUCCAAUACCUUAAUGAAUUUAAUUAAAAAUAAAAGAAGUAAAAAAGAAUAUAAUAUAUUUUUAAUGAAUAAUGAAUGCAUAUUUUUAAAUAAAAAUGUCACAUUAUCAAAUCAAAAAAAUAUUGAUUCUUUUAUUUUACCUUUUACUGAUACAUGCUCAACCAUAUUACAUACAAUAGUAGAACCUAAAAAUAUUCAAGAUAUGAACAAAUUUCUAUAUGGCUUAAUUUUACUAUACACAUGUGAUACAUCAAUAGAUAUAGAUUUUAAUGAAAGAGGAGAAUAUAUUUUGAAGUUUUGUGGUGAAAUACAUAUGCAGAAAUGCCUCUCAGAUUUUGUUAAUAUAUACAGUAAUAUAGAAAUAAAGACAUCAGAUGCUAAUAUUUCUGUUAGAGAGGGUAUUAAUGAUAGUUAUAUAAAAGUAAAAAGAAAAAAAAAUAAAAUCCAUGAUAAUUUAAAAGGUUUAUAUAAUUAUUAUUUAAAAAUACAAAAUUCAAAUCAAUUUAAGCAUUCAGAACAUUUCAUAAAUGAUGAUAUAACUAAAGAAAAUUAUAAAAUUAUAGAAGAUGAUAAUAGUAACAAUACAAGCAAAGAGAAAAAUAAUAUGCUUAAAGAGAAGAAUAUUAAUUCUUUAAAAAUGGAAAGUAGUAAUAGUUCAAAUAACUUUUUUAAAAAUAUAUGUUUAGAAAAAGAUAAUCAUUUUUUAAAUAUAUUAUUUAAUUACAAUCAUAAUACCAUAUGUAAUAAACUAAAUAAUAAUUCAUUUUAUGUUUUUUUGAGUGUUUUAAAUAUGCCUGAAAAUAUAUUGCAUUUUUUUGAUAAACAUUAUUCCAAUAUACAAACUAUAUUAGAAAAUAGAUGUAUUUCUCCUUGCUUUUUAAAUUAUAAUAAAGUGGAUUUUUCCAACAAAAAUGAGCAUUUUUUGUAUAAACAAUGUUUAAUUAAUUUAGAGAAAUGUGUAAACGAUUUAUGUUUUUCUGACAAAGUUAAUUAUAAAGAUUUAAUUGAAGAAAAUAUAAAUGAAUCAAUAAUGAGUGAUUCAGAGAAAAGAGAAGAAAAAGAAAAUUUAGCAAAAGAUAAUAAUAAUGAAAAGGUGAGUUUUUUAAAAAAAAAUAAAAAUUAUCAUUUACAACUAUGGGAUAUUUGUGUGCAAAAUGGAAGUAUCACAUUAUUAUACAUAAAAAAAUAUUAUAGUAAAAAAAAAAAUAAUGAAUAUAUACUUGACAAUAUCUUAACAAAUGAGAAAUAUAAAAAUAUAAUUAACCAGCGAUGCUUUGUUGAUACAUAUUUAUCUGAUACAAAUAAUGAUAUAAAUAUUUACUUAAAUAAUUUAUGUCUUGGUUUCAAACUAGCAUCAAAAUAUGGACCAAUAGCACAAGAACCAAUCAGAGGUGUUUUAUUUAUAAUUGAAGGAUUAAUAAUCGAUGAAUCAUUUAAUGAAGAAAUAUUUGAAGAUAUAAAUACAAAAGAGGAAGAUUUAGAAGAAAAAAUAAAUCCAGGUAAUAUCAUUGCUUUAAUGAAAGAAACUUGUUUAAAUUCUAUGCAACAAAAUAAGCUAAGAAUUUUUGAGCCAAUGUUAAGGCUAAAUUUAACUUGUGAAAGUAGUGUAUUAGGUAAAGUAUACAAUGUUUUAUUAAAAAGAAGAUGUACUAUAUUGUCAGAAGAAAUAAAAGAUGGAUAUUUUUUAUAUUGUAUUGAUGCAUAUUUACCUCUGUUUAAUUCUUUUAAAUUUGCCGAAGAAUUAAGAUCAAAAUGUUCUGGUAAUGUAAUUUAUGAUAUUCAAUUUAGUCAUUGGCAUAAAUUAGAUGAAGAUAUAUUUUUAUCAAAUGAUAGCUCAACUGUUAUAUAUGACGAAGAUUUUGAUAUUAAAUUAACUGACAAUACUGCAACAGAAAUAGUUAACUAUAUCAGAAGAGCUAAAGGUUUAGUAACUAACGAGAAAAUAAUACAAAAGCCAGAAAAGCAAUGCACUUUAAAGAAAUAG